AUGGCCUCAUCAUCAAAUAAUCCAAAUGAUAACCCAGAAGAUAAUCAAAACGAUGGUUAUGGUGAGCAAAAUAUGGAGACCUGUAUGGGCAACUAUAUGGGCAAAAGGUUCGAGCAAUAUUUUCAGGAAACUUUCCAAAAUAUGUUCAACAGUUAUGGAGAGGACCAAGAGACAAGCAGACCUAAACAAAGAAGGGCUUACGUUGAAAGAGAUCGUCAGGAAGGCCACAAUCGUCCGUGGAACGAUUAUUUUAGUGAUAUUCCUACAUAUCCUGCAACUUAUUUCAGACGGAGGUUUAGGAUGAACAAGUCUUUGUUUGUCCGUAUUGUCGAAAAACUUUCCAAUGAAGUUAGAUUCUUUCGUCAGAAGAGAGAUUCUUUGGGGAAACCAGGACUCUCUGCACUACAGAAGUGUAUAGCUGCAAUCCGUCUGUUGGCAUAUGGUGGUGCAGCUGAUACGGUCGAUGAGUAUCUUAGGCUCAGUGAAACAACUGCUCGGUCAUGCUUGGAAAAUUUUGUUGAAUCAAUAAUCAAUUUGUACGGGGAUGAGUAUCUGCGGAGACCAACACAGGAGGAUCUAAACCGUUUACUAUACGUUGGAGAAGAACGCGGAUUCCCGGGAAUGAUAGGAAGCAUAGACUGCAUGCAUUGGGAGUGGAAGAACUGUCCAACCGCUUGGAAAGGACAAUAUACUCGUGGGGCAGGAAAACCAACUAUCGUUUUAGAGGCUGUCGCUUCAUAUGACCUUUGGAUUUGGCAUGCCUUUUUUGGAUCUCCAGGUACACUAAACGAUAUAAAUGUUCUACACCGUUCACCCGUAUUUGAUGAUAUCUUACAAGGUAGAGCCCCUGAAGUAAAUUUUUCUGUCAACAGAAGAAAUUACAAUCUGGCAUACUAUCUCACCGAUGGUAUAUAUCCAAAUUGGGCAGCGUUCAUCAAAUCAAUUCCACUUCCACAAGGUGAGAAAGCUACUUUAUUUGCUGAGCGUCAGGAAUCCGUUCGAAAAGAUGUCGAACGUGCUAUUGGAGUCUUGCAAUCUCGGUUUGCAAUUGUUAAAAACCCGGCUCUUUUCUGGGAUAAAGCUAAAAUAGGCAAAAUUAUUCGAGCUUGUAUCAUCCUCCAUAAUAUGAUAGUUGAAGACGAGAGAGAUGCACGCACGCAAUAUAAUUUUUCGGAAUUUCAACAAGGAGAAGGAACUAGUAGUACACAAGAAGGUCAGUCGUACGCAACAACUAUGGCAACAAAUAUCCGAAAUCUGAUGGAUAAUCGGUUGAGAGUUCGUGAUAAAAAAAUACAUGAUCGUUUACAGGCAGAUUUGUUGGAGCAUAUCUGGCAGAAAUUUGGAUUCACUCAAAAUAUUACUUAA
Eutrema salsugineum is the source of this 1365-nucleotide messenger RNA. RefSeq lists its product as uncharacterized. The transcript has a single exon. The coding region runs from base 1 to 1365 and encodes 454 amino acids. The record is from RefSeq and is a predicted model, not a curated record. Lineage: Eukaryota; Viridiplantae; Streptophyta; Magnoliopsida; Brassicales; Brassicaceae.